Messenger RNA from Thamnophis elegans (Western terrestrial garter snake), 2994 nucleotides. RefSeq names its product quiescin sulfhydryl oxidase 1 (gene QSOX1). Gene Ontology annotation, molecular function: protein disulfide isomerase activity; flavin-dependent sulfhydryl oxidase activity. Gene Ontology annotation, cellular component: Golgi membrane. Lineage: Eukaryota; Metazoa; Chordata; Lepidosauria; Squamata; Natricidae. The transcript is spliced from 12 exons. Gene Ontology annotation, biological process: protein folding. The record is from RefSeq and is a predicted model, not a curated record. The coding region runs from base 4 to 2520 and encodes 838 amino acids.
AAGAUGCCGGGGGCUUCCACCGCUGCUUUGCGGAGGCUCCUGACGACAUACCCAGAGCCACACACGUGCGGGGCGCUGGGGGCGGGCCUCCCCUUUCGGUUUGGGGAAGGGAAGCCCUCCCCGCUCCGCCUCCAGCUCCACCCGCGCAAAAAGGGGCCGAAAGGAAACGAACCAGCCCGGCUGUGCGGAGCAUCGUGCGCAUUUCUCGCCGGAGUUUCCCAGGCAGGGCGUCUCCACGCGAUGCCCAGGCGGUUCCCCGGAGGAGCCGGAUCGCGGCGUCUCAUGCCGCCCGCUCGCCUCGUCGCCGCCUUCUUGCUCUCGCUGCGGGUCCUCGGGGCGGAGAGCCUCGGCCUCUACUCGCCCGAGGACCCGCUGGUGCAGCUGGCUACCACCACCUUGGAAAGCCGCGUCUUCAACGCCAGCGGCGCCUGGGUGGUCGAGUUUUACGCCUCCUGGUGCGGGCACUGCAAAGCUUUCGCCCCCGUUUGGAAAGGCUUGGCCAACGACGUCAAGGACUGGAGACCUGCUGUAAUGCUGGGAGCUAUAGAUUGUGCUGAUUUUUCCAAUAGGGACAUCUGCUAUAAGUUUGGAAUAAAGAGCUACCCUACUGUGAAGUUUUUCAAGAUGCUCUCCCAGAAACCUGAGGAUGGCAUACAAUUCAACAAUAAUAAAAAAACCAUUGUGUCUCUCAGAAGGACCAUAAUCGCUUUAAUGGAAAGUCAUGAAGAUACCUGGCCUUCUCCCAGACCACCUUUGCAUCCGACAAGUGUGACAGAACUUCGUGAUUUCUUUCUGGUAAACAACGUGACUUAUUUGGCCCUGAUAUUUGAGGAGGACGACUCCUUUUUGAGCAGAGAGGUAGUACUGGAUAUGUUCCAAUUUGAGAAUAUUGCAGUAAGGCGAGUGCUUCAGAGCAACGAAGAGCUAGUGAAGCAGUUCAACAUCACUACCUUUCCAUCUGGCCUCCUUGUGAUCAAUAAUGGCUCUUGCAGAAGCAUCCCUGGGUUGGGGGACUGGAGAUCUCAAUAUACUAAUUUCCUGCGGAACUUACCUGGGGUCUUCAGACGAGAUGUUUUCAUACCAACGGUGUCCCCCACCGCACAGACAACAACUCCUUUUACAAUUUGGAAAGUAGCAGACAAGAGGAAGAUAUACAUGGCUGAUUUAGAAUCUGCAGUGCUUUACACUUUAAGGAUGGAGGCUGCAGUAUUCCCCAGGCUUGAGGGAGAGCGACUCUUAGCUCUGAAGGAUUUUGUAUCUGUUUUGGUCCAGUAUUUUGCUGGGCGGUUAGUAGUCAAGAAUUACCUUUACAACCUGGAGCUGUGGCUGAGACCAAAGACAACUGUUUUGCAGAGUGAAUGGGAGGAAGCGCUAAAGAAUAAAAAAGAGUUUCCAAAUGCCACGUUACCUGAGAGACCUCACUGGGUAGGAUGUCAAGGAAGCGAACCUAAGUUCCGGCGUUUUCCAUGUGGACUCUGGACUCUCUUCCAUCACCUGACGGUUCAAGCAGCAUGUCAAAAACAGCCUGCACCCUCAGGCGUACCUGAAGUUCUUCCUACAAUGAGAGGCUACAUCCACAAUUUCUUUGGCUGCAGGAUGUGUGCAGAGCACUUUGAAGCGAUGGCAGCUGAGUCUAUGCAUGAAGUGAAGACCCGGGAUGAGGCCGUCCUUUGGCUCUGGUCAAGGCAUAACAGGGUCAACGCUCGUUUGGCAGGUACAACAAGUGAUGAUCCCAAAUUUCCCAAGAUCCAGUGGCCUCCCAAAAGCUUCUGCCCUUCAUGCCAUCACACCUCAACUGACAGUUCUCUGCAGGAUGGGGAAAAGUCUAUGUGGGAUGAGAAUCGUGUCUUGAUGUUUCUCAAAUGGCAUUUUUCUGGAAAAAAUAUUUACCUGGAUUCUCCCCUGGAGCCUCAGACAAGAAGUGGCCGAAGUGUUGCUCAGCAAAACGACGAAGCUGAGUGGAAGCUAGAAGGGGGAGGAAGAGGAGAAGAGGGCGACCAAGAUAAUCAAAAGGAGGCUGGGAAAGUAGGAAAGAAGAAAUUUGAUUUGGGAAAACCUGGUUCUCCGGAGUUGCAUAAACCAAGCAUUGUCAAGAUGAGCACAAAGGCAAAAGAAAUGGUGGAGGAUAUUGUUGAUCUUGAUACAUUUAGUGAGCAGCGUUUUAAGAGCAAAGCCUUGAAGCUGGCAAGACAGAUUAGCAUCAGGGAGAGGCGGGCUAAGAGGGACACCCGGCUGUUCCUGAUGGAGAAUGAGGCCCGGCGCUCACUUGAUUAUAUUAGAGAGUCCCUGCGGCAUAAGAAUUUGGGAGCCAGACAGUUCUCUGGCUUCCAAGUGGAAAAGGAGAAUACUUCGAAGAGAAACCAGUGGAUUUAUAUCCUGGGAAUGGGUUUCUCCCGGUUGGAUGUGAGCUUGUGUGUUCUCUUGUAUUUGCUUUCUUCUGUCUGCCUGUUGGGCAUGUACACCUUCUUCCGUAUGCGCAUGAAUUACCGGAAGGCCCGGUUAGGCUACUCAUUGACAUGAAAUUGAAGGAUCCAUUAGGUAAUGGAAGGGGUAUGUGCAUAUCAGCUUGAUUCGGUGAUCUUUCUCUAAGCUAACUAUUCCUCUACCGAAUAUGCACAGAUGCAAAAAUACACAGAUUAUAUAUUGGUUGGGAAGGGUGCAAAUUAGUAGAGUAUACUAGUAGAUCUCUUAAAAUGCAUGGAAAUUGCUAUUUCUAUAUAUAUGGAAGAGCACCUAGUGGACAGGCAAGUCUUAUUGUCACAGUUGCUAGAUCAUUUGUAUAUAUUUGUGAUUCUGUAUCAGAAUAAAAUAGCUAAGUGUAGUGCCAAAAGGGGCAUGGGGUCAUAUUUCAGAGCACAUGGUGACAGGCUGAUUGUCCGAGGAAUCGGGCUCUUUAUGGUUCUUGGUUUGUGAUGGCGGGAAAGGAUUAAUAAGCAGAAAGUAUUCAGAUCUUAUUAGAUAAAUGUAGUACAAUCGUCUUUUCGACAGCCAGAA